Molecule: messenger RNA, 1415 nt
Organism: Kogia breviceps (pygmy sperm whale)
Lineage: Eukaryota; Metazoa; Chordata; Mammalia; Artiodactyla; Physeteridae
Gene: RAB3B
Product: RAB3B, member RAS oncogene family
Biological process (GO): regulation of exocytosis; protein secretion; protein localization to plasma membrane
Cellular component (GO): endosome; synaptic vesicle; endoplasmic reticulum
Molecular function (GO): GTP binding; myosin V binding; GTPase activity
Source: RefSeq, a predicted model, not a curated record
AAAAAAAAAAAUCUGGGAACCAGAGCGGAUGGACUGAGCCGCACUUGGGAAACCGCGGGGACUUUGUGCUAGGUCUCGGGCCCUGCGUCUGUUCAGCACCGUGGCUCCGCGCACCUACCACCAUGGAGCUGCGGCCUCGUCUCGGAGCCAUCUGUUUGCUGGGCUUCAGUUUCCUGCUCCUCGUCACCUCUUCUGAUGGACAUAAGGGGCUUGGAAAGGGUUUUGGAGAUCACAUUCAUUGGAGGACACUAGAAGAUGGGAAGAAAGAAGCAGCUGCCAGUGGGUUACCCCUGAUGGUGAUUAUCCAUAAGUCCUGGUGUGGAGCUUGCAAAGCUUUAAAGCCCAAAUUUGCAGAAUCUACAGAAAUUUCAGAACUUUCCCAUAAUUUUGUUAUGGUAAAUCUUGAGGAUGAAGAAGAGCCCAAAGAUGAAGAUUUCAGCCCUGAUGGGGGUUAUAUUCCACGAAUCUUGUUCCUGGAUCCCAGUGGCAAGGUGCGUCCUGAAAUCAUCAAUGAGAAUGGAAACCCCAGCUACAAGUAUUUCUACAUCAGUGCUGAGCAAGUUGUUCAGGGGAUGAAGGAAGCUCAGGAAAGGCUGACGGGUGAUGCCUUCAGAGAGAAACAUCUUGAAGAUGAGUUGUAACAUGAAUGUAUCCCUUCUUUCAUCAAAGUUACUGUUCUGGAAGGAAGGUAGCAGGGAAGGGAAUAUUGAGGAAUCACUCAGAACAAUUAAACCUUGUUCCUGCGUACAUGGGAAGGGGCCCUCUCACUGUGGAAGAGUUCUGCUGCCAGAAGCUGGUCUCCAUGUUUGUGAUCCAGCAGAGUGUGGCAGACUUCCUUCUCCUGUCCCCUCUCACCUAAAUGUCUCUGUCAUUGAAGGUAAAGAAUGACACCUUUUGACACAAAACUUGAGCCAUUUGGAGGUUUACUCCUCACACUGCAGUAGUUGAAUCUUUCCAUUUCCUCCUGCUUUACUCACCUUAGUGGUGAAAAGAGACCAGAAGCAUCUUUUUUAUAAUGUUAAAAUUGCAGAAAUAGCUUAUCAUUUAAAACAACAAGUCCUAAAGGUAAAUCCGUAAUUCUACCCCACCAAGGAGACCAGCCUGUUUCUUCUCUUUUUCUCCUGGGAAUAAUCUUGGGCUUCUUCCUGAAUCCCUUCAACUUCCUUCCUCUUCUCUGGCUUGGCUUCCCUGUUUGCACGCAUGCGUGUGCAGGAAUGGCUGUGUGCUUUGGACUCAGCCCAGCUGGAAGCAUGCUUUCCCCUGUUACUGUUGGAGAAACUCAAAACUUCAAGCCCUAGAUGGAGCCAUUUUUGUCAAGUCAUCAACUGUAUUUUUGUACUGGGCUUAACCAAAAAAUAUAUAUAUAUAUAUAUAUUAAUUGUUCCAUUAAACUUUAAUAAAACUUGAAAAGGAAA